UGUUAGCAGUGCGGCUAACUACCACCAGCAGGUGAGUUAACUGUCAGAGCCGAAGACUUCUGCUUCAAGCUGCCCGGAGAUAGUAGCAACAGUUCACAGAGGCUCUGAGCAUUGCUGGCCUUUCCAGGCGGGGCAGUUUUGGAAAUUACAGUGGAGGCCGGACUGGAGAAGAGAGAGGCUGAGGAGGAAGCAUGUCCACCGACCAGGAGCCCACGUUCACAGUGAAGCUGCUGCAGCUGCUGCUGCUCUCCACCUACUGGGGAAUGCAGAUUUGGGUCACUUUCAUUUCAAGCUUUGUGAUGGACAACCACCUGAACAGACACACUUACGGGUUCAUCCAGAGUCGUCUUGUCCCGUUCUAUCUCCACCUGGGUUCAGCCUGUGCCUUCUUUAACCUCACCAUCUACGCCGUGUACCAUCCCAGCGACAUGCUGGAUGACAGAGAGGCCUUUCAGAUCUUCAUCUUCUUUGUGUCUGUGACGGUAGCGGCCGUGAACGCCCAGUGGUUUGGCCAGAUGACAUCGGAGAUCAUGGCAGACAUGCACCUUAUCGAGCAGUCGUGUGGAUUAGGUCAGGAUAUCGGCCUGUCGUCGAACCGCGAAGCUUACGCCAAACUGUGCGAGACAGACGUCAAAUACAGACACCUCAGUGGUCGUCUGUGGCUGUACAGACUGCUAUCCUCCCUCUGUAACCUCUGCUGCAUUGGCUGCAACUUCUACAGCCUCUGCUACAUGGCCGAGAACCUUGUCACACUUUAAAACUGAUGCACAGCAGCUGGACUGUGAAAUUGUUGAAAAAUAGUCACUCCCACACCUUACAGAUUUAGAAAGUCCUAUUUUUUUUUGUAUCAAAGCAGUAAUUUAUGUAUUUAAUACAUGCAGUCUUUCUCUGCCUCAUUCGUUAUGAGGUAGAAAGUCAGGUAAGCCUUGUUGUUCUUGUGCCUUGGGGAAUAACGAAAGCCUUCGAGCUCUGCUGAGGCUUCAGUCUUUUGUUGGUCUCGAGACAAGCAGGGUCACUGAAGCUGCAUUUCUCUCCUGAAGUUUGUAGGGAGAUGAGUCAGUUCCUGCGAUGAGUUAUGCCUCACCUUUCACCUAGUGAGGCUGAGGCUGGUGGCACCCUUGAGAGUUCCCUUUACCAUUACACUAUGGCACCUCUCAGGAACGCAAAACAUGAGCGAUGUUUCUAACAGCUUUGUACGGGACAGAUUAACAGAAAAUAGUCCCAGUGCACUGCACCUUUUUUAUACCAAAUAUAAGCAACAGGCAUUUUUUUAAGGGAACUGCUCUCAUGCUGCUCAGUCCUGCUCUUCCUGUUUGGGUGUAGUUUUAAUACCUUGUGCGCAGUUUAGUGUCACAGGUUUGUCUGACUUAUAAAGAGCACCUUUGCUGCUUUCUGCUAGUAUGAAAAACACUUUUACUACAUGGUAUCCAAUCAGUACUGUUUUUAGCCCAUUUAAAACACCCUGGCACCAGGGAUUUGAUCGUUAUAUUGGAAUUAGAAUUUAUUGGUGUUUGUAAGCAGGCCCAGUGUAUUGAUCUGCAGUUGUUAUAAGAUUUGUUCUUGGUUCUUGAACUGGUAGACCCUUUGCUGUUCUUCAGGAAGACACUAUUGCUACUUUGUCAAUGAGCAUGGACCUGUCAACAUUGUUAGUUUUCUUACUCUACUUCACGUGUAGUAAAUUCUCUAUUGGUCUCCUAUUGGAAGACCUGAACGACAUCUCAGCAGUCAGCCCUUUCACUGGUCAUACCAGUAUGACCGCCACGAACAUUGUUACCUUACAGUGUGCCUCAGAUGAGAAUUAGUCUGUUGCCUGAGUUACUCACUUGUGUUUCUGCUCUGUUCUAUAAUGCCUCUGUGUACCGUAUGUCUGAAUGUGUUAAAAUACGAUGGUGUGGCUUUUGGGAAGCUGUACAGCCGUGAUUGGAAUUGAAGCCAAAUCAUUUUUGAGCUGUACUCGCACUAGAGUUGUGCUCUGUGCAACACAGUUCUCAGGUGUCAGAGCUUUUUUUAGUCAUAGUUUGAAUAUAUUUGCGCUGUUCUUUAUUUCACACGUCAAGCAAAAAGGAUGUUGUCGGUUCUAUAUUGUCAAGUUUUUUUUGCACAUGUUGAAAUUAUGUUAACAAACCUCUUCUGCUGUGAUGGCCCCUCCUCUUCGUAACUGUUUGGUGAAACCUUUCUCUCAAUGUGUUUCUUCUUUUUCCUGUUCCUCUAGUUUCUGUUUGCAUUAGUCUGCAAUACACGUCCAUUAAACCAAAGUAAAAAAUUGCAUCAGCACCAACAGUACUUCAGUUAUCAGGGCCGAGGCAGCAGAGUUGUUUCUGAAACUCCUUUUUUUAUUGUUCUGACUGGACUGAUGAAGGUACUUAUUAUAUGCCUGUCACUGGCAAACACAAUGCAUUAUUACUUGGUAGUUGUUUUAUAGUGAACACGUCCUUUAUGUGGUGUUGCCUGUUGGCUUGGCCAGUUUAAAUUAAUAUAAAAUUUGAUUUAUUUCGAGACACUUUUGUGCAUAAAUAUUAAAGCUAUAUUAGGAUGUGAAAUUUUAAAAUAACUUUUUCAUGAAUUAGUAGGUAUUUAUGCCAGUUUCUGAUAUGUUUGAGAUAAUGGGUUGUGUCUGUUGAUGUGGCUUUUGUAAUACUGAAUGUAAGUCGCCUGAAGACCAUUGAGGUCAGAGGUCAUGAGCUGUUUAUGGUAGUGGGUUUGUAUCAAAGAUGUUUUGACAUAUAUGGUCUUUUUUUGUAUUAAAAUACCUAAUCUCUCA
This is a messenger RNA of Chelmon rostratus (copperband butterflyfish), 2761 nucleotides long. RefSeq names its product transmembrane protein 205. The record is from RefSeq and is a predicted model, not a curated record. NCBI's taxonomy places the organism in Eukaryota, Metazoa, Chordata, Actinopteri, Chaetodontiformes, Chaetodontidae. Bases 192 to 758 code for a protein of 188 amino acids. The transcript has 4 exons.